Molecule: messenger RNA, 2132 nt
Organism: Coffea arabica (coffee)
Lineage: Eukaryota; Viridiplantae; Streptophyta; Magnoliopsida; Gentianales; Rubiaceae
Product: serine/threonine-protein kinase AtPK2/AtPK19-like
Biological process (GO): protein phosphorylation
Molecular function (GO): ATP binding; protein serine/threonine kinase activity
Source: RefSeq, a predicted model, not a curated record
CAGCGGCGACGCGACGUUUUAUUCCUUUAUUAUUCUGUCGUUAUUCUUCUUCUCCUCUCCGCUUUAGCUCCGUUCCAGAGUUGUUGUUCCCUCUGCAAUCUCCUAUCCAGCUUGUUGGCCUGAUCUUCAUGAAUUCAAGAAGCACUGCUGCAUCAACUGUUUCCUGUAAAGUGGGAAACAAGAAGAAUCUCCUUUUCUUUAUUUUGAUUUGCCUAUUUCCUAGAUUUCUCGGAAUCACUGUCGUAUUUAUGAAUUUCCUCUUGUUCAAGGCUAUUGUUCGCUGUCCUUCAUCCUCAACUCUCGUUCUACCUCCAAGGCAGAUUCUUCUAUAGUUAUUAAGUUUGAAAUUAGUCGACCGUACGUGUCACUGUCCCUAUCCCUUUCCUGCCUUGUUGUGGUCAUGGUUUCCUCUCGGCUUCCAACUUUGGCUGGGAAUGCCUUGACAAAGCCAUUCAAUGAUCUCGUGUUUCUUCCAGUGGGACCUCUUGAUGUCCUUUCGGAAGAUCCAGUUGAUCUGGACUUCGCUGACGUAUUUGGUCCUCUACCAACUCAAGGACCUCAAAACCUGACCUUUGAGAAUCCAAUAAAUGUUUUUGCUUCUCCUGAUGCAAACGAGUUAACAUUUGACGACCCAGAUGUAAUUUACAGCCGCUCCCAUUCUUUGGUGGGUCCCACAAAUUGUGUUAGUCAAGCUUUCAAGCUCAGCAAGCUCACACUACAUGAGAGUGAGGAGUCACUGGAAGUUGUAGAGCGAGUUAAUGGAGAGGCUGAAGGAAGUUUUGAGAAAUUAUCUCUUGAAAGUUCUAUUCUAAAGAAAGCUAUCGAAGAUGAUGGCGUGCCAUUAAGUGCGAUUGGACUUGAGGACUUUGAAGUUUUGAAGGUUGUUGGCCAAGGUGCAUUUGCAAAAGUUUAUCAGGUAAGGAAGCUUGGUUCAUCAGAGAUUUUUGCAAUGAAGGUCAUGAGAAAGGAUAAGAUUGUGGAGAAGAAUCAUGCUGAGUAUAUGAAAGCUGAGAGGGAUAUAUUGACAAAAAUUGAUCAUCCCUUCAUUGUUCAGCUUAGAUACUCUUUCCAGACUAAGUAUAGACUGUACCUUGUGCUUGAUUUUGUCAAUGGAGGCCACCUUUUCUUUCAAUUGUAUCGCCAAGGCUUAUUCAGAGAGGAUCUGGCUCGAAUAUAUGCAGCUGAGAUUGUAUCUGCUGUAUCUCAUCUACAUGCAAAUGGAAUCAUGCACAGGGAUCUAAAGCCUGAAAAUAUACUUCUGGAUGCAGAGGGACAUGUGAUGCUAACUGAUUUUGGCCUUGCCAAGCAAUUUGAUGAGAACACCAGAUCCAACUCCAUGUGUGGAACAGUGGAAUAUAUGGCACCUGAAAUUGUUGUUGGGAAAGGUCAUGAUAAGGCUGCUGACUGGUGGAGUGUAGGAAUUUUGUUAUAUGAGAUGCUAACAGGAAAGCCGCCUUUUGUUAGUGGGAACCGACAGAAAAUUCAGCAGAGGAUUUUAAAGGACAAAGUCAAGCUCCCAGCUUUUCUAUCAAGCGAUGUGCAUUCAUUGUUGAAAGGGCUAUUGCAGAAGGACACAAGCAGACGGCUUGGAAGUGGUCCAACAGGUAGUGAAGAGAUAAAAGGCCACAAGUGGUUCAGGUCUAUUAACUGGAAGAAAUUGGAGGCUCGCGAAAUUCAACCAAGUUUUCUUCCAGAGGUUGCCGGCAAACAUUGCAUUGCCAACUUUGAUGAGUGCUGGACCAACAUGCCUGUAGUAGAUUCUCCGGCUGCUAGUCCAAAAUGUGCUGAGAAUCCCUUCCAGGGUUUCACUUAUGUGAGGCCUGCAGCUUCAUUUCUACAAUCUUGAGAAGUAAUAAAUAUGACUUGUUAGUCGGCCCCUGCCCUGCAUGGGCUCUGGUAUUUAAAACCUGCUAGUCCAAAAUGUGCUGAGAAUCCCUUCCAGGGUUCCAACCAUGUGAGGCCUGCAGUUGCAUUCCCUUCCAGGGUUCCUACCAUGUGAGGCGUGCAUCUGCAUUCCUACAAUCUAUAAGAUAAACCGUAGUUUGAAGUGUUAGUUGGCCCCUUCAUGGGCUCUGCUGUGUGUAAGCUCCAGUGCUCCUUUGUCGUGUUCUUCUUCGUCACUGGAGGUAGUA